AUGAUUAUUCUUAUUCAAUGUAUCUCCUGCUUUUUUCAUCCUUCGUUGUUUCGUCUUCUGUUUUUUUAUUCGUUCUUUUCUUCUUUGGCAUUUAAAUUUAUUCUUUCUUUCUUUCGGACAUUGCUCUUUGCUUUUUUUUCUUUUUAUUGGAGUUUCCUAUUUCUCCCCCUUUCUCUUUUUUGCGUCGUUUACAUUUUUUUCUCUUUUCUUUUCCCAUGUCACUUAUUUCUUUUCCUCGUCCAUAGUUUUUCUUUCUUUCUUUUUUUCUUUCUUUUUUCUUUCUUUCUUUUUUUGACAUCUAAUUAUUUUCCUUGUUUCUUUCCACCAUUUCUCUUUUUUUUUUCUUUUUGCCUUUUCUAUUUUCUCCCUUUCUCUCUUUUUGGCUCUUUGCAACUUUUUCCUUUUUUCCUUUCCCAAGUCACCUUUUUCUUUUCCUCGUCCAUAUUCUUUCUGUCAUGUUCUUUUUUUUUCUUCCCUUUCUAUAUGUGUUUCUUUCUUUUCUCAUUCUUUCUUUUCGGCGUCUACAAUUCCCACGUUUCUUUGUUUCUCUCAAUGUUUCAAUAUUCUGUUUUGGUCAUUCUAUCUUUUGGUAUAAUCACUUUUUUCUUUCUCACUUUCGUCCAUUCCUCUUUUUUUUCUUUUUCUUAUUCCAAUUCUCUUUCUUUCUUUCUUUCUUUCUUUCUUUCUUUCUUUCUUUCUUUCUUUCUUAUACCAAUCAUUAUUAUUUCAGUUCUUUUCUCUUUUAAUUCCCUAUAUCAUUUUUUUUUAUACAUCUAUUCAUUUUUUUUUUACUUUAAAUGUUAUUUUUAG
Molecule: messenger RNA, 810 nt
Organism: Acanthosepion pharaonis
Lineage: Eukaryota; Metazoa; Mollusca; Cephalopoda; Sepiida; Sepiidae
Source: the annotation of a GenBank genome assembly